AUGGACAAAAAUAAUAAUAAUAAUAAUAAUAAUAAUAAUAAUAAUAAUAAUGAUAAUAAUAAUAAUAGUAGUAAUAAAAAUAAUAUUGUAAAUGUAAUUGAGUGUAAAGAUAGUUUAUAUUCAUUUAGAAGUAUUUUAGAUAAUAAUUUUGAUUCAGAGAGUGAUUAUGAAUCAUGGCCUGAUGAAUACAAUUUAGUAAUAGGAAAUAAUGAGAAAAAAAUUAAUUUCAUUUUUAAUUUUCAAAAUGAAGAUUUUUAUGAAAAUAAAUUUUAUUCAAAUAAUUCAAAUGAAAUUAAUUUUUUAAUUUUUUUAAAUAUUUCAAUUGAUAUUAGUGGUGAAAAUGAUAAAAUUAAAUUAUUAAAAGAACCAUUUAAUGAUAUUAAAAAUGAAUUUAAAAAAAAACAUCAUCAUCAAAAAACCAAUCUAAAAUUUAAUAUUAUAUUAUUGGUUUCAAGUUAUCAAUUAACAACACAAAAACCUUCUAUUAAAUAUAAAGAAAAUCAAAUUAAAUUAAUUGAAAUUGAAAUUCAAAAACAAAUUAAAGAAAAUCAAAAUUUUAAUAUUUUCUUUAAACAAAUACAAUUUUCAAAUAAAAAUUAUCAAAAAGAUUAUAUAUUAAAUAAUUUAAUAUUUUCAAAAUUUUCAAAUAAUAAUAUUGAUAAUAAUAAUAAUAAUAAAAAUGAAUUUAAAUUAUUUAAAGAAAAUGAAAGAAUAAAAAAAGAAUUAUUUGUUAAUAAAAUUUGUUCAAAUGAAAAUAAUGAAUUAAUAAGUCCAUUAGAGAUGUAUAAAGAGUUUGAAUCAAUUGAUUAUAUUGAUAUUGAAGAGAUAUUAAAUAAAAAAUUAUUAAAUAAAAUUCAAUGGUUAAGAGAUCAAUUAGAGGCAAAUACAAUACUAUUGAAAAGAAUUGACAAUUCAAUAUUAUUAUUUUAUUUAAAUUUAAAAACAUUUUAUUUAAUUACAUUAUUAGAAAAUAAUUUAAAUUUUUAUCAUUUAAGAACAUUAUUUACUGAACCGAAAUAUUUAAAUUCAAUACCAUUACUUACUAAAGAUUUUGAAAUAUUUAAUCAAAAAAUUGAACAAUUUUCAUUAAAUAUUCAUCCUUUUUUACAAUUAUCACAAGAUUAUCAAUUAUUUAAUAGGGUUUCACAAUGUGAAAAUUUAAAUAUUUAUCAAUAUAUUUACCAACAAUUAAAUAGUGAUAAUAAAUUAUUCAAGAAAGAUUCUGGAUAUUAUGUAAAUUCAUAUACUAAUAAUGAACCACCAUAUUGGAACUAUUUAUCAAUUGGUUAUUUAAUUGAAAAUAAUUCAAUAGAUAUAAUAGAAUGGAUAAUUAAUGAUAAAAAUAAUCAAAUGCCAAUUGAAAAUCAAAUUAUUUGGCAAUCAAAUGCUUUAAUUUUAUGUGCUUAUUUUAAUAAUUUAAAUUUAUUUAAAUAUUUUUUAAAUCAUAAAAAUAGUAUAUUACUAUUAACAAAUAAUAAUAAUAAUAACAAAAUUGAAAAUAAUUUAAAUUCAAUAGGAUUUUAUUUUUCAACAUUAUCAAUUAUUGAACAAUCAAUACAUUAUUCAGUAAUUAAAGGGAAUUUAGAAAUUUUAAAAUUUAUAGUUAAUGAAAAACUUUAUCAAGAUGGUAAUAUUAAUUAUUGUAAAGCAAGUGAUGGUAUUUUUCCAAUUCAUUUGGCUGCAAAAUAUCAUCAAAAAGAAGUAUUUGAUUAUUUAUUUGAACAAGUUGGUGGUAUUGAUAUAAAUCACCCAAAUUGUAUUACUGGUGCAACUCCUUUGUAUUAUGCUGAGGAAGUUUGUUAUUAUACAAAUAAUAAUAGUUGUUUUUGUAAAUAUUUAGUUGAAAAGUAUAAUGCAUCUGAAACUUGUACUUUGAAUGGUAAUCAAUUCUCAGUUAAUAGUUUUAAAUCUUGGUCGUGCUCAAUUUUGUAA
Molecule: messenger RNA, 1932 nt
Organism: Dictyostelium discoideum AX4
Lineage: Eukaryota; Evosea; Eumycetozoa; Dictyosteliales; Dictyosteliaceae
Exons: 1
Coding region: 1-1932 (643 amino acids)
Source: RefSeq, a predicted model, not a curated record